GAGUUACACAACUAGCUGAAAGAGUUAGUAAGGUCGAAUCUGGAGCAAGCUACCGUCCUCUUAACCAGGGCUAUGACGACAUGUCAACAAGUGAUAGCAAAAUGGUAGGAUCAAUCGAGCACAAAUUAGCAGAGCAGGAAAGGACGUCUGGGAUGUUGAAAGUUCAUUUUUCAGAGCUCGAAUUACAAUUACAAGCUUCUCUUGCUUCUACCUACAAUGGCUCAUUCUUGUGGCGUAUACCUGACGUCAAACGAAGGAAAAGAGAUGCGAUUGAAGGGAAAACCACGUCAAUCUGUACUCCACCUUUCUACACUGGACGAAAUGGUUAUAAGAUGUGUAUUCGUGCCUAUCUCAAUGGAAAUGGAAUCGGAUAUAAUACACAUCUAUCCAUUUUUUUCGUCUUGAUGAAAGGUGAAUAUGAUCCAUUAUUGAAGUGGCCCUUUGAUUAUAAGGUGUCUUUAAUCAUGGUGGAUCAAGACCACAAGAGGCACAUUGUGCAAACUUUCAAGCCAUCUCCCAGUUCCAGUAGUUUCCAGAGACCAAAAUCAGACAUGAAUAUCGCCUCUGGGUGUCCCAAGUUUGCUGAGUUAAAAAUCCUUGACAAUGAAUCAUAUGUGAAAGAAGACGUAAUGUACAUUAAAGCUAUUGUGGACACUACUAGGAUUUUUCACCCGUAAAAAUUUAAUAAUUUUUGUCCAAAAUUUUUAUUAGUUUCGCACACCAAACUUGCAUACAAGACUAACAGACUAUUUAAACUUUAAAACAUGUAGUGGUUGUUCAUGAUGACAUAAUAUGAUAUUCCAUACAUUUCCGUGUUUUGUCGUAUACUUAAA
Molecule: messenger RNA, 833 nt
Organism: Amphimedon queenslandica
Lineage: Eukaryota; Metazoa; Porifera; Demospongiae; Haplosclerida; Niphatidae
Product: TNF receptor-associated factor 3-like
Exons: 2
Coding region: 81-677 (198 amino acids)
Biological process (GO): regulation of canonical NF-kappaB signal transduction
Cellular component (GO): cytoplasmic side of plasma membrane; plasma membrane signaling receptor complex
Molecular function (GO): tumor necrosis factor receptor binding
Source: RefSeq, a predicted model, not a curated record